AUGUCGAAAACAACGCAGCAAUUAACAUCGAGAAAAUGGGUGGGAGCACGCGCGCAGGCACGUGCGGAGGACGCAACAAACCGAAGGACUAACGCUACUCUGCCGUCCCCACCGCACGCCUCGCAAGAGCAUUCCGCUUCACCCCCGCCACCAUCCUUGGCGCAAUUGCCGCCAUCCCUCGUUUUUGAGCGCCAGGAGGCGGUAGAUGCGCUCAGUAACCUCUACCACAACGCCGAUAUGGUGAAGACAGUGGAGACGGGUGACCCUGUGUUUGAUCUGCGGGAUGCCUCUAAGUUUCAUGAGGAGCUGAUGGAGUGUCUCAACACUAGAGCUAGCGCGUAG
Molecule: messenger RNA, 342 nt
Organism: Trypanosoma rangeli
Lineage: Eukaryota; Euglenozoa; Kinetoplastea; Trypanosomatida; Trypanosomatidae
Exons: 1
Coding region: 1-342 (113 amino acids)
Source: RefSeq, a predicted model, not a curated record